This is a messenger RNA of Trichomycterus rosablanca, 6299 nucleotides long. Its product is annotated as NACHT, LRR and PYD domains-containing protein 4-like. The transcript is spliced from 11 exons. The record is from RefSeq and is a predicted model, not a curated record. Gene Ontology annotation, biological process: intracellular signal transduction. Bases 43 to 3078 code for a protein of 1011 amino acids. NCBI's taxonomy places the organism in Eukaryota, Metazoa, Chordata, Actinopteri, Siluriformes, Trichomycteridae. Gene Ontology annotation, molecular function: protein binding.
GUGGAGAGAAAGGUAAAGGUGUUUUCGAGAUAAUCGCGUGUGAUGGAGGGUACGAGACCUGAUUCACCUGAACCCAGCUGUGUCUCCAUGAAGAGUGACCGGUCAAUGGAUCCUCCACUUAAAUUUAAAGAUGGAGGAUGUUCUACUGAUCUGAGACCAAAAAAGAAGAAAUUAAAUGUUAGUUACAGAGAUCAGCUGGAAUCCAUAUUUAAGGAACUUGAGCUCAAAGUCAUCAGCAUGUUAAAGAAUGAGCUAAACAAGUUCGAAAAGCUCCUGAAUGAAGAUUACCCAGCAUGUUCUGAGCAGGAGGUAAAGAAUGUAGAAGAUCUGAGGGGUUUUAGACAGGGGGCGCUAAAGAUCACACUGCAGGUUCUAAAGAUCAUGAACAAGACAGACCUCGCUAACACCCUGCAGAGCAAACUGGUCUCUGAGUAUCAAAAAAAACUCAAAUCCAAUCUGAGAGAGAAAUGUAAAAGAAUCAGUGAAGGAAUCUCUCAGCAUGGAAGCUCAGCACUUCUGAAUGAGAUCUACACAGAGCUCUACAUCACAGAGGGGUGGAGUGGAGACGUCAAUAAUGAACAUGAGAUCAGACAGAUUGAAGCAGCAUCCAGGAGACCAGCAACACAGGAGAAACCCAUCAAAUGCAACGACCUUUUUAAAAACACGUCCAUCAGAACUGUGCUGACUAAAGGAAUCGCUGGAAUUGGAAAAACGGUCUCAGUGCAGAAGUUCAUUCUGGACUGGGCUGAAGGAAAAGCAAAUCAGGACGUCAUCUUCAUAUUUCCACUUCCUUUCAGAGAGCUGAACUUGAUGAAGCAGGAAAAUCUCAGUCUGAUGGAACUUCUUUAUCAGUUUUUCCCAGAAGUGAAAGGUUUGCCAUCAUUAGACUGUAAUGCUUAUAAAGUUUUGUUCAUCUUUGAUGGUCUGGAUGAGUGUCGACUUCCUCUAGAUUUUCAAAAUAAUGAGCGAUUGUGUAACAUAACAAAGUCAGUAAAAAUUGAUGUGCUGCUGACAAACCUCAUUAAGGGGAACUUGCUUCCCUCUGCUCACCUCUGGAUCACCACUCGACCAGGAGCAGCCAAUCAGAUCCCUCCUGAGCGUGUAGACCAGGUAACAGAGGUACGAGGGUUCAGUGACCCUCAGAAAGUGGAGUACUUCAGGAAGAGGAUCAGUGAUGAGAACCUGGCUAGUAAAAUCAUUACUCACAUAAAGUCAUCAAGAAGCCUCCACAUCAUGUGUCACAUUCCAGUCUUCUGCUGGAUCUCAGCCUCUGUUCUAGAGAGAAUUCUGGAUGAAGCCAAGGGGAAAGAGAUCCCCAAAUCCCUGACUCAAAUGUUCACUUACUUUCUGAUCUUUCAGAUAAAACACAAGGAACAAAAGUACCAUGGGAAAUCUGACCCUGAUCCACACCAGACCAGAGAGAUGAUACUGGCACUGGGAAAACUGGCCUCCCAACAGCUGGAGAAAGAAAACCUGAUCUUCUAUGAGGAAGACCUGACAAAGUGUGGCAUUGAUGUCAAAAACACAUCAGUGUACUCAGGAGUCUGCACCCAAAUCUUCAAAAAAGAGGCUGGGCUGCACCUGGGUCAGGUCUUCAGCUUUGUGCACCUGAGUGUUCAAGAGUUUCUGGCUGCUUUAUAUGAAUUUCUCACCUUCAUCAACAAAAACAGAAAUGUGCAGGUGAAAAAAAACACUGAAUUCUGUAAAAUCUUUAGAAAGUCUAUGUCUGACUUUCUGAAGAGUGCAGUGGACAAGGCCUUACAGAGUAAGAAUGGACACCUGGAUCUUUUCCUCCGCUUCCUCCUGGGUCUCUCGCUGGAGUCCAAUCAGACUCUCUUACGAGGCCUACUGUCACAAAUAGGAAGUAGCUCUUACAACAAAGAGGAAACAGUCAGGUACAUCAAGAAGAAGAUCAGUGAGAAUCCCUCUCCAGAGAAAUCCAUCAAUCUGUUCCACUGUCUGAAUGAACUGAAUGAUGAUUCUCUAGUGCAGGAAGUCCAACAAUAUCUGAACAGAAGAGGUUUUAUUGAUCGCGAUGAACUUUAUCUGUCUCCUGCUCAGUGGUCAGCUCUGGUGUUUGUGUUGCUGAACUCAGAUCAGAAGCUGGAUGAGUUUGAUUUGAGUAAAUAUUAUCCAUCACAUAAAGGUCUUCUGACGAUGCUGCCCGUGGUUAAAGAAUCGAGAAGAGCUAAGUUGUGGUUCUGUAUGCUAACAGAGGAAAGUUGUGAAGUUCUGUCCUCAGUUCUCAGUUUAAACUCCUCCAGUCUGAAACAUCUGAACCUGAGUUACAAUAAACUGAAGGAUUCAGGAGUGAAGCUGCUCUCUGCUGGACUGGAGAAUCCACACUGUAAACUGGAGACACUGGAGUUGUGGGAGUGUGAUCUAACAGAGGAAAGUUGUGAAGUUCUGUCCUCAGUUCUCAGUUUAAACUCCUCCAGUCUGAAACAUCUGAACCUGGGUAACAAUAAACUGAAGGAUUCAGGAGUGAAGCUGCUCUCUGCUGGACUGGAGAAUCCACACUGUAAACUGGAGAUACUGGAGUUGUUUGGUUGUGAUCUAACCGAGAAAAGUUGUGAAGUUCUGUCCUCAGUUCUCAGUUCAAACUCCUCCAGUCUGAAACAUCUGAACCUGGAUAACAAUGAACUAAAGGAUUCAGGAGUGAAGCUGCUCUCUGCUGGACUGGAGAAUCCACACUGUAAACUGGAGAUACUGGGGUUGUGGAAUUGUGAUCUUACAGAGGAAAGUUGUGAAGUUCUGUCCUCAGUUCUCAGUUUAAACUCCUCCAGUCUGAAACAUCUGAACCUGAGUUACAAUAAACUGAAGGAUUUAGGAGUGAAGCUGCUCUCUGCUGGACUGGAGAAUCCACACUGUAAACUGGAGAUACUGGGUUUAAACACCUGCAGUAUUACAGAUGAAGGUUUUACUGCUCUGGCUUCAGCUCUGAAAUUAAAUCCAUCAUCACGUCUGAGAGAACUGCAACUGAACGAAAAUCAUCCAGAAAAAUCAGGAGUAAAACUGCUCAAAGAUCUACAGGUGGAUCCACAAUGUAACCUGGAGGAACUACACAUCAUAUUCUAACACAUUAGAUUAUGAGAAAAAGAUGAAGAGCAGAGAAGAUAAACAUCAUCUACUCUUCACACUGGGAUUCUACAUUCUACUGUGUUCAGCUUCUUACUGCUCAAAUCUGUAAACAUGCUUUCUGUAUAACUGUAUAAUCCUCUCAUGACAUCACUUCCUGUACAAGAUCAACACUCAUAAACCCAUUUUGAGGUGCUGAUGGACCUUCAUGUCCUCCCUGUAUACAUCAGUACUAAAGCAGUGAGUUUGGAGAGUCCAUCAGGUGUCUGGUACCAUCUGUACUCAUCUGAUAGACUGAACACUCAGCACCUGGUACAGGUGAGUUUGGAGCUGGGAAAUGGGGUGAGGGUCUAUGAGGACUGCUUUAGAAAACCCUGCAUUAGCUUGAUGCAUUAGCAUGCUGUUCACUAUCUGCCUUGAUCACGAAGGCAGUGUCGGAUGCUCACUCGUUCUUGAGCCAAAAUAACAUUGAAAUGUUAAGAUGCCUCAGUAGUAAGGAUAUUACUCUCAACCAGAGAAAACACUCUCAACGGUGUCAUGGUGAUGGUGGACGCUGGCGCAUUUGGCUGCCGCUACCGUUACCGUAUUUUAUUGUAUUUUUAUCGUUUUUCGUUUUCAUCUUUUUACACACCUUGUGGCUCUAUUUCUUUUAUGUUACUUUUGAUACUUUCAUUUGUUCUUUUGAUACUUUUUGUUCUUUCUACUGUGCAUCGCGUCUGCGGCCGGUGGCGAACGGUGGAUGAGUUUUCCUGCGAUCGGCACAAUGUUGAACUAUUCUGCUGACCAGCUGAUGAAGUUCAACAAUUACACUACUCCAUCGUGUAUUCUAGUCAUCAAACAGCUUGGACUCUUUCGCCGGCCUCGUUAUAUUCACAGGGGCUCCCGGAGAAAGCUUGUUUAUCUUCGAAACAGUAACGCUAUUCCGUCCUUCUGGUCAGCUGUGCGCACUGCCGCUCCACAAACACGUCAUCAGAGCGCUGCUGCCUUGCACACUAGUAGCGGUGUAGUCUCCAUGACAACGCUGUCCACGGAGUGGGAUAGGAAACGCGGAGUGGACUUUGCACCUGAUCUUGUCCGCGACUACUCAUCAGAUUUCAAACCUAUUUCAAAUAACUUUUAUCCUGAAAGAUUUCUUUUUAAAUCAUCAGUUAGAUUUUAUAUUUUUAACUGAAACAUGGCUCAGUGUUGACGAUUUUAGCCCUCUACUGGAACUGUGCCCUCCGGACUGUUCCUUUUUAAGCUGUCCAAGAGCCACUGGUACAGGAGGGGGUGUGGCUGUGGUUUUUAAUAACCGAUUUAAAUGUGAAGCUCUUUCAGUUGAACAUUUUACUAGUUUUGAAGUGCAGCUUAUACAACUGGAUUGUAGUAAUCCUCUGAUUUGUGCUCUUAUAUAUAGACCACCUAAUGUGGUUGGUAAUUUUAUCAAUGAAUUUUCUAAUUUAUUGGCUUGGAUUAUACCUACUGCAGACAGACUUUUAAUUCUGGUGGAUUAUAAUAUUCAUGUCCGUUGCCCAAACAAACCUAUGGUCAGUGACUUUAUGCACCUAAUAGAAUCUUUUAACCUUGUACAAUCAGUGGCCCCACUCAUAGUCUCAGUCUUGAUCUUGUUUUAUCUUAUGGUUUUCCUAUUAAUAAUACUGUAAUCAAGGAUGUUGGGUUUUCUGAUCAUAAAUCAGUAUUUUUUUAAUAUCACAUUGCCAAUGCAAGCCACCGACACCAGAGCUACAAGCUGUCGUUAUCGGCCUAUAAACUCUGCUACUGCAAGCAUUUUUUCAGAAUCUUUUCUUAAGAUGUCCCCUCUAGAGUGCAAUGUGCCUCCUUUUUCUAAUUCAACUGCUGACGAAUUGGUCACCAUGAUUAACUCCACCUGCUCAUCCAUCCUUGACUCUGUGGCUUCCUUCAAAACCAGGCGGGCUAAGGGUAAACCCAAUCAGCCAUGGGUAAAUGAUAAUAUCUGCAUCCUUAGAAAAGACCAUAUUUCUACUUAUAAUGUUGCAUCCCAAAAUAUUCCAUCUAUUUGGUCCAAUCGCACACAGACUGCAUUGUGUUAUAAAAAAACAAAACAAAAACAAACAUAUAUAAAUUCAGCUAAUCUCCGUUCUCUUCCUCGUUCCUCACAGCCAACUACACAACAAUACCACUUGAAAAUGGCAUUGCUUAAUGUUCGUUCACUCAACACAAAAAGUACUGUACUCAGUGAAUUUAUAUCUGACAGUGAACUAGACCUUUUCUGUCUCACUGAAACUUGGCAUAAACCCUUGGAUUAUUUUACGUUAAAUCAGACCACGCCAAUGGGAUACUCGUAUAUUGAUGAACCUCGUAUGGAAGGGCGAGGUGGUGGUGUUGCUGCAGUCUAUAGGGAUGAUAUUAAAAUAACCACUUUGUCUUUUCCUGCUGCUCUUUCUUUUGAACACCUGGCUUUCAAGUUGUCAGGGCCAACUCCUCUGGUCACUGCUGUAGUUUAUCGUCCGCCAAAGCCAAACGCUUCCUUUCUCUCUGAUUUUUCAGAUUUUUUAACCCAGCUUAGUGCCCUCUCAUCCUCUGUACUGCUUAUGGGUGAUUUUAACAUCCAUGUUGAUGACAACAACUGUAAAUUUGCCAGGGAAUUUUUGGAAUUGUUACAGUGUUUUAAUUUCACACAACAUAUAAAUUUUCCAACUCAUAAAAAAGGUCAUACUCUUGACCUUGUCUGCUCUACUGGUGUCCUAGUUCAUCAGCCGUCCAGCCAUGACCUUACUGUCUCUGAUCAUUUGACAAUCAUCAUGGACAUUGAGGUCACUAAGCCCAUCACUAGAGCUAAACGUAAAAUAUCCUUCAGGAAUCUUCAAUAUAUCUCUCCCUCUGCUUUCUCAAAUUAUCUUGUUAAAAAGAUGUCUGUCUGUCCUGUACUGUCUAGUAAUUCAUCUGACCUUGUCGAUUACUAUAAUGACAUACUCGCCUCAUGUCUUAAUGAGCUGGCUCCUUUGAGAACCAAAUUUGUUUCAUUUAGUCAUUCUGCACCAUGGUACACAAUUGAGCUUCACCAAAUGAAAUCCCGUAAACGCCAGCUUGAAAGACUUUAUAAGAAAACCGGUCUAACAGUACAUUAUCAGAUUUAUUCUGAUUAUCUUCAACAUUACAAAGACGCUCUUACGGCAGCCCGAUCCACUUACUAUUCCGAACUCAUACAUGCUGGAUCAACAAAUCCUAAGACUCUCUUUUCCACAAUAAAUAAACUUCUC